CCCACUAUAAAUUCUCAUCUCCCCAUUACCAAGCUAGUGGAAUGAGAUGAUACCAAGACUCGUACGAACCGCCAUGCCAAGUGCUACUCUGUUCUCUUCAUCUGUUUCUCUCAAAAACCCUUCCUUGCAUUUAGCCUCCUCCUCCUCUACUCUGUUCAAUGGACGCCUUCUCAGGAAUCACCUUCCUUGUCCCCUUCGCUCCCCAGCCGUUUCUCUUCGAUGCUGCGCAUCUUCUUCUUCUUUUGAUCGAGUUCGCGUCUUGAAUCCUGUAGUCGAAAUGGACGGUAAGAUAUCAUGUUUCUGCCCUAUCAAUCCGUUCUUAUCAAGCUUGACCCUUUUUUUUCCUUUUCUUCUUUUCCCCCCUUCUUUUUGCUUCUUACAAUUAGGUGAUGAAAUGACGAGGAUCAUAUGGACAAUGAUAAAAGAGAAACUUAUCUUCCCGUUCCUGGAUUUGGAUAUAAAAUAUUAUGACUUGGGAAUAUUGAAUCGAGAUGCCACCGAUGACAGGGUUACUAUAGAGAGUGCAGAAGCCACUCUUAAGUACAAUGUUGCCGUAAAAUGUGCUACGAUCACUCCAGAUGAGGCCAGAGUCAAAGAGUUUGGACUUAAAUCUAUGUGGAGAAGUCCCAAUGGCACAAUUAGGAACAUUCUUAAUGGCACUGUUUUCCGAGAACCUAUCUUAUGUCAAAACAUCCCAAGAAUUGUUCCUGGUUGGAAGAAGCCCAUAUGUAUUGGUAGGCAUGCUUUUGGUGACCAAUACCGUGCCACUGAUACUGUCAUCCCAGGGCCUGGAAAGCUUAAAAUGGUGUUCAUUCCAGAAAAUGGGGAGGCACCAAGAGAGCUCGAGGUUUAUGACUUCAAAGGACCAGGCAUUGCACUUACAAUGUAUAAUGUUGACGAGUCCAUUCAAGCAUUUGCAGAGUCCUCAAUGUCACUGGCAUUUGAGAAGAAGUGGCCCCUGUAUUUGAGCACUAAAAAUACAAUUCUCAAGAAAUAUGAUGGCAGAUUUAAGGAUAUAUUUCAAAAAGUGUAUGAGGAAAAGUGGAAGCAGAAGUUUGAAGAAAAUUCAAUAUGGUACGAACAUCGGCUUAUUGAUGACAUGGUAGCAUAUGCUGUAAAAAGUGAAGGUGGAUACGUUUGGGCUUGCAAGAAUUAUGAUGGGGACGUUCAGAGUGAUUUACUUGCACAGGGCUUUGGUUCUUUGGGGCUAAUGACUUCUGUGUUGUUGUCAUCUGAUGGGAAGACGUUGGAAGCUGAGGCAGCUCAUGGCACUGUAACACGGCAUUACCGAUUACAUCAAAAGGGACAAGAAACCAGUACAAAUAGUAUUGCUUCUAUUUUUGCAUGGACGCGGGGCCUUGAGCAUAGGGCCAAAUUAGAUAAAAACGAGAGGCUACUGGAUUUUGUUCAGAAGUUGGAAGCUUCAUGCAUUGAAACGGUGGAAUCCGGGAAAAUGACAAAGGAUCUUGCCCUGCUGAUACACGGACCGAAGGUAUCAAGGGAGUUUUACUUGAACACCGAGGAAUUUAUUGAUGCCGUAGCACACAAUCUGCUGGCGAAACUCCAACGAUCGCCUGUAACGGUUAACUAAAUGACUUCGUUAUUAAAGAUGGAGAUUUGGUUUUCAGGUCUUUUUCCCAUUUGUUUGUCCACAUGCCUGGGCCGUUUAUUUCGUAGGAAUGCUAGAUAUCGCGAGGUGAGUAUCUACUAACUAGAUUCUCACAUCGUCUUAUAAGAAUAUGAGAUACCUGGGAAUCUGAUGUCUAUAAACAAGGCAUUUGAUUCGUGCUCGAUUUUGAAUCAAGAAUUCUAUAAAUCACAUUUUUGGUGGGAUUUCUUUUUCUGGAAUACUUUCUUUCAUCAAUUUUGGUCAUGCCGACUCUCAUUUCUAUACCUGAAAAUAAUUAGAAGGAAAUUGAUGUAAUGUUUUAACAGUUACAUUGCUUGAUGCAAUUUGCUUAUAUUUAUAUGUGAAAACUAAAUAGAAUAAAAUUGAUGAGGUUGUAUAAC
Benincasa hispida (wax gourd) is the source of this 2010-nucleotide messenger RNA. Lineage: Eukaryota; Viridiplantae; Streptophyta; Magnoliopsida; Cucurbitales; Cucurbitaceae. The record is from RefSeq and is a predicted model, not a curated record.